This is a messenger RNA of Trypanosoma conorhini, 507 nucleotides long. RefSeq lists its product as uncharacterized. The transcript has a single exon. The record is from RefSeq and is a predicted model, not a curated record. Bases 1 to 507 code for a protein of 168 amino acids. NCBI's taxonomy places the organism in Eukaryota, Euglenozoa, Kinetoplastea, Trypanosomatida, Trypanosomatidae.
AUGUCCCAGCAGCCGCUCGACGGAAACCAGGCGACGCCGAUCCACGACGCCGAGGCGGUCCCGCCCGAGGCUGCGUGCCCUGGCGCCCCCGAGGCCGAGAAGAAGGGCCUCGACGCGCCCUCGGAGACGGAUGGCGCUGCCGAGGCUGCAGAGACUGCGCAGCCUUCUUCGGCGGAAUGCCCGGCCGCAGCUGAGGGUGCUCUGAGCGCCACGGACAAGGAAGCAGAGGCCGCUGACGGGGGCGAAAAGACGCAGCCACCGCAGGCUGAGAACAGCAGGAAGCGUGACAGUGCCGCUGCAGAGAAUGAGGAGCUUGACGGUGCCGCUGCCAAGUGCCCUCGCCUCGAGGAGAAAGUGCGGGAUUCAACAGAUUCCACUGGCGUGGACGCAGCCGUGGACGCAGCGGCAACGGCACAGAUCGAAAAGGAUGGAGUGGUGAAGGCAGGAAGUGCCAACGGAACUGGGGAUUUGGCUGACAUGGUUUUGACGGCUUCGCAGCCAAUGUGA